AUCCAGCCCAAGUUCGCCGCGAUGACUGCGCUGCUGGCAGCGGGGUUGCUCCGCGGCAUCCCUGCCUCCGGACCGCCUCGCCGCUGCUCGCCCUGAAGCCCGGGCGCUGCUGGCUGCCACCUUCCUGCUCGCCUUCCCCGCCUUUGGCCAUGGGGAGGUGGAGGAGAAGGGGCUUUGUCCGUCAGUCAACACCGCGAAUGUGAUGGGGAGGAACUGCUUUCAAGGGAGCUGGUUCUAACCUCUUAGUCCUGUGACCCCUUUUGGCUUUCAGAUCGAGCCUGGUGAGAUCCCAACACCGGUCUCCCUAUGGAAGCAGCUGUUUCUAUCUGGCAUUGAGAUCCCAUGGAGAAGCCAAGGAGGGGGAUGGCUCUUCAUAUCCAUGAAGCCUGGAUACUUCUGGUUGUCAUCCCUGCUUUGGUCACUCCAGCUGCCAUCAAUCAUGAAGACUACCCCGCCGACGAAGGGGACCAGACCUCCAGUAAUGACAAUCUGAUCUUUGAUGACUACCGAGGGAAGGGCUGUGUGGAUGACAGUGGCUUUGUGUACAAACUGGGAGAACGUUUUUUCCCGGGACAUUCUAACUGUCCCUGUGUCUGUACUGAGGAUGGACCUGUUUGCGAUCAGCCGGAAUGCCCUAAAAUCCAUCCAAAGUGCACAAAAGUGGAACACAAUGGGUGUUGUCCAGAAUGCAAAGAAGUGAAGAACUUUUGUGAAUAUCAUGGGAAAAAUUACAAAGUCUUGGAGGAAUUUAAGCCCUCGCCAUGCGAAUGGUGUCGCUGCGAGCCCAGCAAUGAAGUUCACUGUGUUGUAGCAGACUGCGCCGUCCCCGAGUGUGUCAACCCGGUCUAUGAACCAGAGCAGUGUUGUCCUGUCUGCAAAAAUGGCCCAAACUGCUUUGCAGGAACCACCAUCAUUCCCGCGGGCAUCGAAGUGAAGGUGGAUGACUGCAACAUCUGCCACUGCCACAACGGGGACUGGUGGAAGCCGGCGCAGUGCUCCAAGCGCGAGUGCCAGGGCAAGCAGGCUCUGUAGCUCCACAACCCCCUCCAGCCACACCAGCGACCACCAAGGAAUUGGCUUCUGU
Messenger RNA from Apus apus (common swift), 1084 nucleotides. RefSeq names its product von Willebrand factor C domain containing 2 like (gene VWC2L). Lineage: Eukaryota; Metazoa; Chordata; Aves; Apodiformes; Apodidae. Gene Ontology annotation, molecular function: protein binding. Gene Ontology annotation, cellular component: AMPA glutamate receptor complex. The coding region runs from base 343 to 1032 and encodes 229 amino acids. The transcript has 4 exons. The record is from RefSeq and is a predicted model, not a curated record. Gene Ontology annotation, biological process: negative regulation of BMP signaling pathway.